Molecule: messenger RNA, 996 nt
Organism: Jatropha curcas
Lineage: Eukaryota; Viridiplantae; Streptophyta; Magnoliopsida; Malpighiales; Euphorbiaceae
Source: RefSeq, a predicted model, not a curated record
UCGAGCUGAGGUUAGAUCUGAGCCCAGCUCGAGCGUUAGCUCAUCUGCAACCUAUUGAAUCCAGCUUAAGUCUGGAUAUUUUGAAACAAGGCAAGUCCAAGUCUGAGUUCGGGUAUUACCCUUCUCUCUGAAGUUUGGCUCGGCUGGGCUGAUUUGGAGCUCUACUGAGUGUCGGGGGAGGCCCUGCCCUGCGUUCAACGUUACCGCCUCAGAGACAAAAUAACGCCAAGGAUUGCAUAAUUUUAGGAGCAUAAAAGGAGGGAUGGAAGCGCGUUAAGCUUUUUCAAAGUCAUCUCUCGCCAUUGCCCUGUAGCUGUUUAUCAAGAAUUGUAUCUCCCAUAGCUGUUCGUAUUGCUGGUGAAUAACAUGCAAGAUCCAAGGAUGCCACCAUCUGGGGAUAUCACAAAAUCCAAGCCACACAAGAAGAAAGUCCCGGCCUCCAGAGCUUCCUUGAUUUCAUUACAAGGCAAUGAUCUCAGAGAGGUUAAACAGGUGCAGGGCCCUCUAAGAACAAGCCAGAAAGCCUCCAGAAGGAACUUGAAGAAUGAGGGCUCACCACUGAUCCAGCAACAAGAGAGGUCAAACUCAGAUUCAUUGCCUGACUCCUCGACAUCAGGGAAUGAAUACCGUGCACUUAGGAGGAAGUAUUUGUUGUUGGAGGAAGAAAGCUUUGGUUUAGGGAAAGAGUUGAAGGUAGUUGAAGAUGAGGUUAAGACUCUUGAAGAUGAGAAGCUUGCAUUGUUAGACCAGCUUGUUGUGUUGGAAGGCCUAAUUGAUCCUUCGGUGGUGUAUCCCCAUGAGUUGCCAUCCUUAUAAUUCCAAGCAAUUUUUCUAGGUGGGUGCACUUGUAGAUGAGCUCCUAGAUGUAUUUAUUGGUUCAUCCUUUUUGUUUGUUAUAAAUAACUGAAGCAAAGUCAGUUUCAAGAUUUGAUUUGUACUAUGCAAUCUUAAAAUCUGAAGGUAUAAAUCUUUAACAUAUGAGCUUUUGUGUAGAAA